UGGUUCUCCACACACGAAAGGGAAGUGGUUUUGUAAAGAUAUAAACAGAUAGCUGACAGGGAUCCAACAUCGACAGUCCAAAGCUCUGUAACUCAAACCUGCCACAGAGAGACUGCUGAUGUCAACCGAAACCUUCAGGAACCACCAGAUCGGACAGGAAAUACUCUGGCCCAGUGUGAUGUCUUUGUUGAUGCUACUGAAUGGAUAUGUCACUGCUCAUAUUUCAGAUGAUGGAGCCAAAGACCGAGAUUCUGGAAGGUAUGGUGCUCCGAAAAUCAUCCUACCAGCCAGCACGUCCAUAAACGCUGAGCUGGGGAAGUCACUGGAGUUGACCUGCCAAGCAAUUACUGGCUAUUCCGACAAAUUCUCCACAAUUAUUUACUGGUUAGCAAAUCAACAAUUCAUCGAGGAUGUGUUUGAGGACAGCAGAGUAAAAGAAGGAAGAGAAGUAUUCCUGGCUGAAAAUGGAAAAAUGCUUAUCCAGAAGUGUCUGAAGUUUACCAAGGUCACACCAGAAGAUUUCAAGACUAACUUCGCGUGUGCUGUGAUGAAUCCCAGUGGAAGCUCAGUGAAAAACAUCACUUUAGUGCAAAAGAAGAAAUCACUCUCAAAGACUAGCCCAUGCAGAGGGAACUGCAGUGGAAAUCGGAGGCUUCUCCACAAGCUAACAACAACGACGCAGGGAAAGAUUCAGUGAUGUGAAGUUAUAAGAAACAAUGCUGGAAGCAAGCUAACACUGUAAAGGCUACAUUCUGCAUCGCUGCGAUGAACCGCCUAAAGCAACAGGGAGAUAUCCCAAGGACUGACAGACCUCAACAUCUGCUACCAACCACACCACUGUAUAGUGCAUGAAAAUUAAACAGAACAAAUUCACACUC
Carcharodon carcharias (great white shark) is the source of this 878-nucleotide messenger RNA. RefSeq names its product interleukin-1 receptor accessory protein-like 1-A. The coding region runs from base 119 to 697 and encodes 192 amino acids. The transcript has 7 exons. The record is from RefSeq and is a predicted model, not a curated record. Lineage: Eukaryota; Metazoa; Chordata; Chondrichthyes; Lamniformes; Lamnidae.